AGUAACUUCAUAUACUUUAGUGGACACCUCAAGCCGUUCAAGGUAGGAUUGACAGUUGUAGGCGGAGCUUGAAGAACAAGUUAGACUUUUCUGCGUAGCUUAAUUAACGAUAUCAUUUCGAUCAGUUUAUACUUGAAGGUGCGUUCAUCUGUUUACUGCUGUUGAUAUUUGUCUUUAUUUCUCCAAAAAAGAAAACUAGUGAACUAUGUCUACUCCAAAUGUGCCAUGUGGGCUUCACUUAAACAGUAUUGAUGAUUUAACUGGGUACCCAGUUUUUCCUGAAGGCACUAAAUCACUUUUGUCUAAGUUCAAUACUCGUGAAAUCUGGGAAAAGUAUAAAGACAAGAGAGACGCCUAUAAUGUUCCAUAUAAGUUGUGCAUUUUCUCUGGUGUCAAGAAUCUUGACUCCGGCAUUGGAGUGUAUGCAGGCUCACACGACAGUUACAAAGUCUUUUCCGAUCUCAUGGAUCAGAUCAUUGCUUACUAUCACAAACACAAGCCGGAAGACAAGCACGUGUCAGAUAUGGACGCAAGUAAACUUCGAUGUCCACCACUAAUGUCUGAUGAAGCAGCCAUGAUUGUCUCUACACGCAUCAGAGUUGGUCGGAACCUUGAAGGUUAUCCUUUGGCUCCUGGCGUGACAAAAGAACAACGACAUGAAAUAAUGGAAAAGGUUGUUAGGGCUUGCUCGACUUUUGUUGGAGAUUUGAAAGGAACUUUUUAUGCAUUGGAAGGAAUGGAUGAGAAAACAAAAAAUCAAUUGAUCGCUGAUCAUUUUCUUUUCAAGGAAGGUGAUAGGUUCCUUGAAGCAUGUGGUUGCAACAGAGAUUGGCCAUCUGGUCGUGGUAUCUUUCAUAAUGCCGAUAAAACGUUCUUGGUUUGGGUGAACGAAGAAGAUCAGUUGAGAAUAAUUUCGAUGCAAAAGGGCGCUGAUAUACUGGCAGUUUUUGAACGUCUAAGUCGUGCAGCUAAUCAUAUUGAAUCAGUUGCAAAAUUCUCUCAUGAUGAACAUCUGGGAUACAUCACUUCAUGUCCAACGAAUCUUGGAACUGCUCUUAGAGCUUCUGUUCACAUCAAGUUACCAAAGCUGGCUAAAAGAAAGGAUGAAUUUCAAGCUAUUGCUGAUAAAUACUACGUCCAGAUUCGAGGAAUACACGGUGAACACUCAGGAUCUGUUGGAGGCGUCUAUGAUAUCUCAAACAAGAGGCGUUUGGGUCGAUCAGAGGUUCAGCUUGUUCAAGAUAUGUACAACGGAAUCAAAGCGAUGAUCACCAGAGAGAAGGAACUGUAAACAUUGCAACCAUUAACACUUUGAAGAAUUAGCCAUUAGGAUUUUUCAAAGUGUAACACUUUGUUUAUUUAAGCUUAUGUCUAUAUAUGUAGUAAAUAGGACAGAAUACUAACUGACAGUGUUGAAGGUGACCUCGAAUUACCAUUUUGUAAUUGAUCUUCUCAACACAUUCAAUAUACUGUAUUGAAGAUGUAACGAUAAAUUAGGUAGAAGGGUAAUUACCUGUUUACUCCUUUGACUGGAGUGGGUGAAUCAAUAGCCCUUACAUGAAAAUCACUUGUUGUGUUUUUCUGUGUGCUAGUAUAUUUUGGCAAUAAAUUGGUAUAAUCAU
Xenia sp. Carnegie-2017 is the source of this 1622-nucleotide messenger RNA. RefSeq names its product arginine kinase-like. The coding region runs from base 206 to 1291 and encodes 361 amino acids. The record is from RefSeq and is a predicted model, not a curated record. The transcript has 4 exons. Gene Ontology annotation, molecular function: creatine kinase activity. NCBI's taxonomy places the organism in Eukaryota, Metazoa, Cnidaria, Anthozoa, Malacalcyonacea, Xeniidae. Gene Ontology annotation, biological process: phosphocreatine biosynthetic process.